This is a messenger RNA of Fusarium odoratissimum NRRL 54006, 3659 nucleotides long. RefSeq lists its product as uncharacterized. The coding region runs from base 718 to 1311 and encodes 197 amino acids. The record is from RefSeq and is a predicted model, not a curated record. The transcript has 3 exons. Lineage: Eukaryota; Fungi; Ascomycota; Sordariomycetes; Hypocreales; Nectriaceae.
ACCGUGAGAGCUACCCAAUUCAAGACUGAUGGCCUCAUGAUGAGCGGUUCAACUAACCAGCUUGGGCGGCAUUAAUCUUCUGCAACUGCAAAGAUCCCUUCACCAAGGCUGACACGCUGGGGGGGCCCAGGACCUUUUUGCUAGCACACUCCACCACCACACACCAACCAUGUCAGCCCUAGGACGCUAGUCAGAAGCCGUGGCUGAGCUACCUUUUCUAGGAGGCAGCUCUACCGUGAAGCACCGCACUCGGAAAGUAUUCUGCUUGCCGGGUUUGUCCAGUCCAGAGUUGUACAAGUUGCACAGCCAGCUUGUGAGACAUAGCGUCGGUGCCAAUGCGGUAGCUGCAUGCAACCAAGGGAUGAUUUUCCAUCAUGUUUCUGAGCUCGAGGCGUCAGACGGCUUCUAGCUAGGCUCCCCUGUUGCCUGUCCUGUCGUUGAAAUGAAGGGCGACCUAGCUAACGUGGAGGCUUAGAGCUGAAGCUCUGAGAGGAGAGGGCUUGCUUGUGAUACGCCAGUCUGAAACGAAAGGCGAGUACCGUGCCGAGACUGUUGAUUGUCCGUACGAGUUUCUCUCAUAAGGCGCCGUUGCCGUCCUCUUGGCCGUUGUUCUUCUUCCUCCUCCUCCUUCCUUCAACCCACACUCUUUCUUCUUGGCUCAAAUUCUGUUCAACUAUAAAUCAAUUACUUGGCCAAUUGACUCACGCAUCAUUCACAAUGGCCCAGCAGUACUCUCAGGGACCUAAUGUCCAGAACCAGGAAUGGCAGAACAACCUCUGCAAUUGCUCGCCCUGCGACUCUUGCCUGCUCGGCACUUUCUGCCCCUGCAUCCUCUUGGGUAAAACCGCCGAUCGUAUGAGAGACCCUACUAUGCAGACUGCCGAUACCUGCAACAGCGAUGCUCUUAUAUUCUGCGCGAUCAACUGUGUGACUGGCUGUGGUUGGAUUUACUCCAUGAUGAAGCGUGGUGAAAUCCGUGAGCGAUUCGGCAUCAAGGGCAGUGGCAUGAACGACUGCUGCGUCAGUUACUGGUGCCUUUGCUGUGCUCUUAUCCAGCAGGACAACGAAGUCAAGUCUCGUCUCUCACAGGGGCCUAUCACCCAGGGCUACCAAGCUCAGAAGGAGGGUAUGCACAUGCCGACAUCUCCUCCUGCUCAGCAGCAGCAAUAUCAUGAUCAGAAGCCCAACCCUCAGCAGCAGGCCCCUCAGCCCGAUUAUCAGCUUCCUCAGCACGGUUACCACUCUCCUCAGCCUCAGGGAUCCUACCCUCCACCUCAGCAGACUUACAACCCUCAGCAGCCCCAGUAUUAGGCCAUUCGACCAGGGAGUGUACAGCAAGAUGGAGCCUCACACCGAUAUGACACCACAAAAAGAGAGAAAUACAUUUGAAGGGGGCGAUCAGAGAAAUAUCUGGCAUGUGAAUUGACUUUGAGCGCGGACGGGUACGCGCCAACGGAUUAUACCUAUAUACCCAGUGACGAAGACGGUCAUUUCUUAUUUAUAUUAUAUUUAUUUCGAUGUAUUAUUUGCUUCAAUGAAUAAUCUACUGUUCACCUUUCAGUCACAUAUGAAAGCGUCACACUUCUUCUCCCAUUCUCUUUUGAAUUGCCUAGUUCGGCGAAGGAAAAUCAGCAGACAAUAUUAAUGAAACUCUAAAAAAAAAAAACCUUCACGCUUCAGCUCGAGAGACCCUUGCAAGCUAUCAUUUAUGAUUCCACUUGACCUUCCCCUUCGAGGUAUGGUUUUGUUUCGCUAUGUAAUGAUGCUUCCCGGGAUUACGGUCUGUGCACUUUGAUAUUUCGGCGAUUUCCAUGUUACAGAGCUAUUCCGAUGCUCGGAAUCACAGCUUGUGAGAUCAGAGUGGGGAUUAUCAGAUGUAAGCCAUACUAAGCGAUACUUGAGAAUUUACUGGUACAAUCGCUCAAUGAUAUAUACACUUACGGACUGGUGCUGACGUUAAUCUCCCCUUCUGAUCCUCGCAAGAUGUAUCACAAUUCGGACAGACCGGCAGCACUUCAGUAUCCUGGGGGUAUCAAUAAAAAUUUCAUUCAUGAUCUCUGUCCCUGUCGUUUUUUCAGACUGACAGCAAAACGCCCACGCCGCACCUCUAUAGUGGUUGGACAAACGCCUAUUCAGAUCUACGGUUAUAGAGGCCCUUUACCCUCAACCCAAAUCAAACCCUUCUGAAUCUUGUGCCCAAAUCCCCAAUGCAAUUGAAUGCAUAUAAACAAACCAGUCCAUUUUUCCGAAUCCCUUUCCAUCAUCCCAUCAUUUUUUCCAAGCAUAUAUCAUUACGCAUAAAGCUUCUUCUCAUAAGACUCCAUGUUGACGUUGCCCUCCAACUGGGCGCUGGCUGUUCGAAGCUCGAAGCGCAGCUCACCAGCCUCGGCACUCUCGUGCAUAGUCUUAAGGCUGGUCAUACCACUGUCCUGGAGAGAGUGCUUGAGACCAGCAGCGAGAUAGGGAACAAACUUGUUGAUCGAACUAUUGCAUGUUAGCAUUCACGGUUCCAUUCGGCUUUGGGUUAUGACUUACCCUCGGUGAGCAACAGCGCCAGAAACACCCUGAGCAACCAGGACGCUAUCACCCUCAGAAAAGUAACGGGCAGUACCAGCAUUGCUCUUCUGGCUGUCCUUACCACCGUUGCCGGCCUUCUUGUCCUGCAUAGCAUCGAUACUUCCCAUGCCUCGGUAAGCCUUGACGAGCUUACCCUCGCGGGAGACGAAAGAGGUGCCGGGAGACUCAGUGGUACCAGCCAAGAGACCACCCAUCAUGAUGGUAGAAGCACCCAGAGCAAGGCCCUUGACGAUGUGGCCAACGUUCUGGAUACCACCAUCGGCGAUACAAGGAACACCGAAGCGGGCAGCGAACCGGCUGACGCUGUAGACAGCGGCAGCCUGAGGACGGCCGACAGCCAUAACCUCCUGAGUGAUACAGGCAGAACCACUGCCCAUACCGAUUCGGAGACCGUCGACACCAGCAGCGAUCAGAGAAGCAGCCUGCUCUCGAGUCACGACGUUUCCGCCAAUGACGUCGACACCAGGGAACUCACUCUUCACCCACUUGAUCAUCUCAAUCUGAUACAUGCUGUUACCCUGAGAGCUGUCAAGGAUAACGAUGUCAAGGCCAGCGUCAACCAGCUUCUUGAGGCGAAGCUUGUCCUCGGGGCGAGUGCCAAUGGCAGCAGCGCAGAGGAGCUGCUUGCUGUCGGGAAGCUUGGAGGCAUUGGGGAAGUGCUGGUUCUUGGUCAAAUCGGAGCGAGAGAUCAUAGAGACCAGGUUGAAGUCCUUGUCGACAAUGGGCAGCUUGCCCUUCUUGGACUUGGAAAGACUCUUGUUGGCUUCGAGGAGAGUGACGUGCUCGGGAGCAGUGACAAGGUCAGUAACCAUGACAUUGGAGACGGGCUGGUCAAGGUCCUCCUCGAACUGGAGGUCUCGGUUGGUAACAAUACCAAGCAGCUUGGAACCAAGCUUGCCGUCGGCUAAAUUUUUUCUUGUCAGCCCAAUAUUCUUGUGCGGGGCAAUGCGACCAUAGAUGACAAAACAACGAGUUGUGGUGUGAUUGAUCAUAGUAAAUAAAGUCCCCAUGACAAUAGUCUAUACGGUGGAACGAAAGUUAUAUAAAAGGGUGUAUAAUCAUGCAAUCUUGUGAGAGGUGAG